Messenger RNA from Halteromyces radiatus, 1693 nucleotides. RefSeq lists its product as uncharacterized. The transcript has 5 exons. The record is from RefSeq and is a predicted model, not a curated record. Gene Ontology annotation, cellular component: cytoplasm; nucleus. Gene Ontology annotation, molecular function: mRNA 3'-UTR AU-rich region binding. Gene Ontology annotation, biological process: 3'-UTR-mediated mRNA stabilization. Bases 219 to 1403 code for a protein of 394 amino acids. Lineage: Eukaryota; Fungi; Mucoromycota; Mucoromycetes; Mucorales; Cunninghamellaceae.
UUUUUUUUUUUCACUUACAUUGAAUCUUCCUUCACGCUUUUUUUUUUAACUCUCACGCCACCAAUAACAAAACAACAACAACAACAACAACAAUAAUAACAACACUUCAUUUUUGAAUAUCUUUUUCUCCCGUUUUCUAUUCUUGUUCUUCUUUAAUUCUUCACUCUCUUUUUUUCUCUUGACUUUUUACACCUUGAAUUUUAUUAUCAACAUACAUCAUGUCUCAACCUCACGAAUCUGAACAAUACUCCAAUGAUCACGAUCAAUAUGACCAACAACAUUUCGAUGAAGAUGGCCAACUAACUCUUCGCGCUUUGGUGUCUACUAAGGAAGCUGGUGUCAUUAUUGGCAAAGCUGGUAAAAAUGUCGCUGAAUUACGUGAUGCUACUGGUGUCAAGGCUGGUGUUUCCAAAGUCGUUCAAGGUAUUCAUGACCGUGUUUUGACUGUUUCUGGAACACUUGAAGGUGUUGCCAAGGCUUAUUCUUUGAUGGCACGCACUUUGUUGGAAAACCCUAUCUCAACAACAUCUACUGUUUCUAUGUCUCUCGGUGGUAAUAAUGUUGUUGAUCAUUCUUUGGCGACAAUUCGUUUAUUGAUUUCCCAUAACUUGAUGGGCACUGUGAUUGGACGCCAAGGUGCUAAGAUUAAACAUAUUCAGGAUACUACUGGUGUUCGUAUGGUUGCAUCCAAGACUUUAUUACCUCAAAGUACUGAAAGGGUGGUUGAAGUACGUGGUUCUGUCGAAGCCAUUCAAGCGGCCAUUAUGGAUAUUGGACAAUGUUUGAUGGAAGACAAGGAAAGGGCGUAUGGUACUAUCUUAUACAAUCCUACCAAAGUAGUUGCUAGUGGUGCUCAUGGCAACGAACAUCGUCGAUCUUCAAUCACACGUACUGGAAAUGGAUCCGAUUUUAGCAGUGAUUUUAUGGGUGGAUUUUCAGGAGCAGGCUCUGUAGGUGGCAGCAACUCUCGUCGUAUGUCUACUGCAUCUCAAUCCAACAGCAACUUUUUCAACAAUCCUAACAUUCGUACUCAACAUAUCUCUAUCCCAAGUGACAUGGUAGGUUGUAUUAUAGGUAAAGGAGGUAGCAAGAUCUCUGAAAUCCGUCAAUUAUCUGGUUCUCGUAUUUCCAUUGCCAAGGUCCCUCAUGAUGAUACUGGUGAACGAAUGUUUACUAUCCAAGGUACUCCUGAAUCUAAUGAACGUGCAUUGUUCUUACUCUAUGGUCAACUUGAAACUGAAAAGGAACGUCGUUUGAAGGGUGUCAAGGAAAGCGAAGGUGAAAAUGGUUUUGAUCAAGAACAACAAUCACAACAACAACAGCAACCACAACAACAACAACCACAACAACAACAACCACAACAACAACAACAGCCUUUGGAACAAGAUAUCGUCCAACCAUAAGGUUCUAAUUUGGCGGCGUAACCUACAUAGUUUAUAUUCUCCAUCUUUCUCUCUCUUCCUUUUCACUCUCUCUUUAUUUUAUUGUUUAUUUUAUCUAUUCUAUUACUUUCACCUUCCCUUCAACCAUCAUUUACAUUUUUAUAUAUAAAUAUUUUGAAUUGAUUUUUUUUUCUUCUUUUAUAUUUGCUCUAUGAUUUUCCCCUGUUCUUUCCAUUCUUUUUACAUAUCUAUAAAUUGAUCGUCAUUUUGAAUAAUAAAGCAAAUGGGUAUUAGUGCUAUCUCUCUCUCUC